CGGCUGCUGUUGGAUGAAUUACAAAUACAUUUUGGUUUAGUGUUUUCACUAAUUGUAAAAAUGUCUUUUAUGAAGCUUUGUGUUCCACACAGUUUAUCAAGGAGUGUUUGCCCUAUGUUCACCCGGACAGGUUACCUAUCAGUGCUCGGCCAAGCUUCCUUUCUUCACACACAAACUCCUCAGCUGAACUCUAACAGGACGUCAGUGGUGCGCUGUGGCCGACAGAGAUAUGAGAGACUGUACCCUGUGAUGCUGGUCCGGCCUGAUGGAUCCACAUUUAACAUCAGAUACAAAGAACCCCGACGUAUCCUUAUGAUGCCAGUCGAUCUGUCUAGUCUGUCUGAAGAGGAGCGUCGAGCUCGACAAAAAAAGAGAGAAGUGAAGAAGACAACACAACAGACAGCAGUUCACUAUGAAGACGACUUUAAAGCUGAUAAGUACAGCCACUUCUGGAAGAAGAAAUAACUUACUUAUUUGUCAAAGCACAACCAAGGCAGCAUCCCUAAUAUUAAUUGCUGCAACAAUGUUUAGUUAAUAAUUGGAUUUAAAACUGUGUAGCUGUGUCGUGUAUUUUCAUAAAAGACAAAUUUGCUGUUAGAUGCUGUACAAAUUCUGCUGUCGAAAAUUGUCGAUGGCCUUGUUGGCCCUGGAAGAGCCAUCAAAGAAGACAGGUUACAUAGUGUACUUGCUGCAGAAAGCAGCAGCUUUUCUCUGUACUCCUGGAUGAAAAUGAAAAUAUUUCAAACAAAAAAAUUAAAUUCCUGGAGAUCUUUCAGUUGAAGGGACCGUCCUAAAGCAGUCUUUCUAAACUGAAGGUAUUUCUGGAUUUGUUUAUGUAUCCCUGUCAUCCAUGUUGAUAACUGAACAGCUUUGUUUUCAAGUAAAAUAUUCAUUUGGAGAAAUAAAACAAAGA
Messenger RNA from Scomber japonicus (chub mackerel), 913 nucleotides. RefSeq names its product mitochondrial ribosomal protein L55 (gene mrpl55). The transcript is spliced from 3 exons. Gene Ontology annotation, biological process: translation. The coding region runs from base 61 to 465 and encodes 134 amino acids. Gene Ontology annotation, molecular function: structural constituent of ribosome. Gene Ontology annotation, cellular component: mitochondrial large ribosomal subunit. The record is from RefSeq and is a predicted model, not a curated record. NCBI's taxonomy places the organism in Eukaryota, Metazoa, Chordata, Actinopteri, Scombriformes, Scombridae.